UAGAGCUUUUAUGUUUGGAGGGAGGAUGAAAUGUCUGCUUGUUUCUAGAGAAACUGAACGGGAGCAAGGCCAACCAUGUUGUGUUCUUUUGUGGAUUCUCCAUCUUGUUUAGAUUUUUUCUGGAAGGAGGAUAGAAGUGGACCACUAAAAGUUUUAGGUGAAGUGGAUGGCUGAGAUUUGAAACUCUGUGAUUUGUGUUCUUUCUUGUAGUCGAAGAUAAGCCCAUUCUCAAGCACUGUGGUAAUGAAAAAUCUCAUGGGCAAGCAGAAAAAGUUGUGAAUGGGUUCAUGUGAUUAGAGUUAUGAGUUAGUUGGCAUUCCAUUAAAGUUUAGAGGAAGGGCUCCAAAAGAAAUUUUCACCCCGGAACAAAGAAAUGGAGCCACUAUCUCAAAAGUCUCUUGAGAGAAUAGUCUCACAGAAGGCUUUGAAAUUGGGCAACUCAUUUUCUUGCCAAAUUUGUGUGGUGGGUUUUCUCUGUGGAGUCUGUCUCACCUCUCUGUUUCUGGCUGCUCUCACUUCAAUUGGUUCCUUCGAGUUUGGUGGGAUUUCAUUUUCAGCCAUUUCAAUGGGUGCUUCACCACAGAAUUCAAGUUCAGAAAUCAUCAAUAAUGUUUCCGGUACGAACUGCAAUUUUAAACCAAAGGAAACAGAGAGAUUAGUUGGUUUGCAAAGUAGUAAAGAAAGGACCGAUGAUGAGAGUAUCUCCUUGCUAUAUUCAGCAUGGAGUGCCACUUUAAACGAAGCAAGUGACUACUUAAAGGAUUUGAGACUAAGGAAAGACAGUGUGCCAAAAGCCCCUCAUUUGGAAAACUGCCAAUUGAGAGCACAACUAAAUCAGCGUCUUGAUAAGCGGUUUGAGAAUGAGAACUUCCCUCCUUGGGCAGGUUGGAAGGGACUGUUAGCCACGCACCCAGCAGCCCCAACAUAUGAGCAGCUGAGACACUUUAGGCAUCAGGCUAUAUCUGAAGGUGCUUAUCCUCCCUGGAUAUUGGGAUCAGAUGAAGAAAACUACCCCUUGACGAGGAUAGUGCAACGUGACAUAUGGAUCCAUCAGCAUCCAAUGAACUGCAAGGAUCCAAAUAUAAGAUUUCUUGUUGCCGACUGGGAGAGAUUACCUGGAUUUGGUAUUGGAGCACAGAUUGCUGGAAUGUCUGGUCUUCUUUCUAUUGCAAUUAAUGAGAAAAGGGUCCUUGUUACUAACUACUAUAAUCGAGCUGACCAUGAUGGAUGCAAAGGUUUGUCCCGUUCCAGCUGGUCCUGCUAUUUCUUUCCAGAAACAUCUCAAGAAUGCCGAGACCGUGCAUCUGAGCUUUUGGACAGUGAAGAGGCAUGGAAAAGAGGAAUCAUAACUGCAAAAGAAAAUUAUAGUUCAAAGGAAAUAUGGACUGGACGUACUCCUAGGACAUGGGGUCAUCCUUGGAGUUAUUUGCAACCUACAACAGAAGUAAAUGGAAGUUUGAUUACUCAUCAUCGUAAGAUGGAUCAAAGGUGGUGGAAAGCACAGGCAGUGCGCUACUUAAUGAGAUUUCAAACAGAGUACUUGUGUGGAUUAUUAAAUGCGGCUCGCCAUGCAGUCUUUGGAAAGGAAGCCGCAAAAUUAGUUCUGAAAAGUCUUAACCAAGAAUGGCCAAAGGAAUUUCUGAAUGCGCCAAGUUCCGAUAUUGAACGUUAUGUGUGGUCUAGUCACAAACCAUGGGUACCUAGGCCACUGCUAAGCAUGCACGUAAGAAUGGGAGACAAAGCAUGUGAAAUGAAGGUAGUUGAAUUUGAAGAAUACAUGCAUCUUGCUCAACGCAUUAGGAAGCGCUUCCCACACCUCAACAGUGUUUGGCUUUCUACUGAAAUGCAGGAAGUUAUUGACAAGUCCAAAAACUAUACUGGCUGGAAGUUCUACUACACAAAUGUGACGCGCCAAAUGGGAAACACAACAAUGGCGAGUUAUGAAGCGAGUCUUGGUAGGGAAACCGGCACAAAUAAUCCCCUUGUUAAUUUCUUUAUGGCAGCCGAAGCCGACUUUUUCAUCGGAGCAUUGGGUUCCACAUGGUGCUUCCUUAUAGAUGGAAUGAGGAAUACUGGGGGCAAAUCAAUGGCUGGAUACUUAAGUGUGAACAAACAUAGAUUCUGGUAGAGAUUUAAGUAAAGCAGGUAGUUACAAUUGUCUGUAAAUUUGAACAAUGGUCCAACAAUUUUUGUUCUAUGUAUAUAUUAGGGAGUCAUUAUAUUUUUAUUUUUAUUUUUGCAUAAUGAUGUGUGUUCUGUAAAUGCACUUGAUGUACACAAGGACUCUGGUAAUAAAACGAUUAUAUAUGCAGAACUCCUGUCUUCUUAUUUC
Juglans regia (Persian walnut) is the source of this 2332-nucleotide messenger RNA. RefSeq lists its product as uncharacterized. The record is from RefSeq and is a predicted model, not a curated record. The coding region runs from base 374 to 2128 and encodes 584 amino acids. Gene Ontology annotation, biological process: protein N-linked glycosylation. Gene Ontology annotation, molecular function: alpha-(1->6)-fucosyltransferase activity. The transcript has 10 exons. NCBI's taxonomy places the organism in Eukaryota, Viridiplantae, Streptophyta, Magnoliopsida, Fagales, Juglandaceae.